AACGAUCUUCUGGUCCCAGCGAUGUGCUCAGGACAGUGACCGCACUUCUCCAACCACCCUCCUCCCCUAAGUGGCACUUUUUGCCUGGAACUUAAAUUUUUAUUUUAAAAGAGGAUGACCUCAAGCAUCGUCCAGCUCAGAAAGGCCCCGCGAUUCCAACAGACCAGCUCAGAAAAACUAGAAAUGGCCCUAAGAAGUGACAAGGAAAAGUGAAGGAGUUUACGAAGCCCGGCCAGCUCCAACUCCUGCAGGACGCACACUCCAGCUCCCACUAGGGGAGCUGUCGGGGCCGUAGAUCCCUCGUCGCAGAGAUGAGGUCGAGUAAUUUCCAAAAGGGGAUAUUUGCUCACAGAAGAACCAAGGAAGCCGGUGGGAUUAGAGUAGCGGCAAUCACUCAGCCUUCCACAUAACCGCGCCCAGCGCCGCCUGCUCCCGCAGUACCGAUAGUGAACGCAAGACAUUUAGUACUCCUGUUUCCAGAGCUAAGACCCGCCGCCAGGGCUGAGUCCGAAAACCGCCAGUCCCUCUGCGAAAGCCCGAUCACACGUCUGCGUGUGAUGAUGCCGCGUGCGGGCGCUACCGGAAGACCGCCUGACGGAGCGGCAGAAUUUUCUCUCCCAAUCUCCGGCCGGAUCUCCCUUUCACUUCCGGUCCUCCCUUUCAUUUCCGGUCCUUUUCUUUUACGUUUCCGACAAAACAUAAGGCUCUGUGGGCAGUUAGAAUCCUCAGUUCCUGCGAGCGUCCGCUUCGUCUGGGCACUUCCGGUACUCCCAUUCAGUUCCGGUCCUUGUCUUACGUUUCCGGCAAAACAUCAGUGUCUGUGGGUAGUUGGAAUCUUCAGUUCCUGUGAGCGUCGGCUUCGUCUGGGCACUUCCGGUACUCCCGUUCACCUCCGAUCCCUUUCUUCUACGUUUCCGACAAAACAUCAAUGUCUGUGGGUGGUUAGAAUCUUCAGGUCCUGUGAGCGUCGGCGUCUUCUGGGCCUGUGGAGUUUCUUGGACAGGGGCCGCAGGGCUCCAGGACGGCGCCCUUAGCGACACCAUGGCCCGAAAUGCAGAAAAGGCCAUGACGGCCUUAGCAAGAUUUCGCCAGGCUCAGCUGGAAGAGGGAAAAGUGAAGGAACGAAGACCCUUUCUGGCCUCAGAAUGUACUGAACUGCCUAAAGCUGAGAAGUGGAGACGACAGAUCAUUGGAGAGAUCUCUAAAAAAGUGGCUCAGAUUCAGAAUGCUGGUUUAGGUGAAUUUCGAAUUCGUGACCUGAAUGAUGAAAUUAACAAGCUGCUAAGGGAGAAAGGACACUGGGAGGUCCGGAUAAAGGAGCUGGGAGGUCCUGAUUAUGGAAAAGUUGGCCCUAAAAUGCUGGAUCAUGAAGGAAAAGAAGUCCCAGGAAACCGAGGUUACAAGUACUUUGGAGCAGCAAAAGAUUUGCCUGGUGUUAGAGAGCUGUUUGAAAAAGAACCUCUUCCUCCUCCCAGAAAGACACGUGCUGAGCUCAUGAAGGCAAUCGAUUUUGAGUACUAUGGUUACCUAGAUGAAGAUGAUGGUGUUAUUGUGCCUUUGGAACAGGAAUAUGAAAAGAAACUCAGAGUCGAGUUAGUGGAAAAGUGGAAAGCAGAGAGAGAGGCUCGGCUGGCAAGAGGAGAAAAGGAAGAGGAGGAGGAAGAGGAGGAAGAGAUCAACAUCUAUGCAGUCACCGAGGAGGAGUCGGACGAGGAAGGCAGCCAGGAGAAAGGAGGGGACGACAGCCAGCAGAAGUUCAUUGCUCACGUCCCUGUUCCCUCGCAGCAAGAGAUUGAGGAGGCACUGGUGCGAAGGAAGAAAAUGGAACUCCUCCAGAAGUAUGCAAGCGAGACCCUGCAGGCCCAAAGUGAAGAAGCCAGAAGGCUCCUGGGGUAUUAGGACCCAGCUGGGGCUCUCCUUGGAGUUCUUCCAUCCCCCAGUGGUACCUCAGGACCCAGGGCUGCAGACACAGGCUGAUGCUGCAAGGGCUCCUGCCCCAUUCUCAGCCUUCCUUCCCUCUCCUUGUCUCAUGUUGACCGGAGGGUAGGGGUCUGUCGCUGGUCUUCCUGGUAGGUUUUGUACACAUAUUUUGCUACUGUGUGGAUCCAUUUAUUUUUAUUGUGGAGUGUAUACAACAGGUUGCGAACUGGCUGCCUGUGUCUUAUUUUGACUUGCACUGCGACUUUGAGGGGAGAAGAAUCAAUUAGUGGCAAACAUUUAAAAAUGCAAUUUUUUGCAGACCAAAGUAUAAUUUUAAAAAAUGCAAAUUUUCUAAAAGACACAUCUCUUGAAAAAUGAGAUGAUGUGGCCAGGCGCAGUGGCUCACGCCUGUAACCCCAGCACUUUGGGAGGCCGAGGCGGGCGGGUCACGAGGUCAAGAGAUGGAGACCAUCCUGGUCAACAUGGUGAAACCCCAUGUCUACUAAAAAUACAAAAAAAUUAGCUGGGCGUACUGGCAUGCACCUGUAGUCCCAGCUGCUUGGGAGGCUGAGGCAGGAGAAUCACUUGAACCCGAGAGGUGGAGGUUGAAGUGAGCCAAGAUCGUGCCAUUGCACUCCAGCCUGGUGACAGAGUGAGACUCUGUCCCCCCCCAAAAAAAAAAAAAAAAAAAAGAUGGUAUGUCAGCCCUGAGCACGCAACCCACAAGUCAAUGACCAGGUCCCUCUGUGUUGGUUGCUGCUCUGGGCUCUCCGUUAGCCCCCCUCCACCUGCUCCACUCGCUCCUGCCUGGGUGGCAGGAAUUUGAGUUUGCUAUUCCUGUUUUAUAACCUGUUCUGCAGAAACCUAUUUUUAUUAAAGAUUUUUAUAAGAAAGGGAAA
This is a messenger RNA of Pan troglodytes (chimpanzee), 2819 nucleotides long. RefSeq names its product ISY1 splicing factor homolog (gene ISY1). Lineage: Eukaryota; Metazoa; Chordata; Mammalia; Primates; Hominidae. The record is from RefSeq and is a predicted model, not a curated record. The transcript is spliced from 11 exons. Gene Ontology annotation, biological process: generation of catalytic spliceosome for second transesterification step. The coding region runs from base 1042 to 1899 and encodes 285 amino acids.